CGAAAAUUAAAAUGGAGAAGCACCGUUUGCCUGAAGGACUUAUUGAAAGUUUCAUAGGAUUUAACAAAGAGGAGAUUUUCGAUUCAGUGCAAUCAGUGUACGCGUUUCAAUGCGAAUACGAAAGAACGCUGGUGAAAUUCGACCGGAAUAUUUUUAUCCGGGACUUCCCGCAAGUCAAAGCGAACAUGUCCAAGAAGAAAUCCAAAAAGAAAUCUACCGAUAUUUGGAUGUGUAAUGUAUAAUUU
This is a messenger RNA of Phyllotreta striolata, 245 nucleotides long. The record is from the annotation of a GenBank genome assembly. Lineage: Eukaryota; Metazoa; Arthropoda; Insecta; Coleoptera; Chrysomelidae.